This is a messenger RNA of Amoebophrya sp. A120, 737 nucleotides long. NCBI's taxonomy places the organism in Eukaryota, Dinophyceae, Syndiniales, Amoebophryaceae. The record is from the annotation of a GenBank genome assembly.
AUGUCGUCUGGCGGAUAUUUCUGCGGUAGUGCUGGUUUUUUUUUUCAUUUUUUCAACAUAAGUAUGUUUUUUUACAACUCCAGCUCUCUUCUUCGGCUAUCCCCAACUCAGGUGCGUUCCUUCGAGAACAACUUGGGUCACAAUGCUAGCUUUCACAGUGGCACCCCCAUGAUCAGUUAUGCUUACCUUUUAUUUCGUGCUGCUCAAUGGCAGCUGUUCUUGCUUUCUCCGCAUAAGUCUUUCGUGGAGCAAGUAGUAAUAUCCUUUUUACUUCGAAGCACAGACCUCCUUUAUGUUGUCUACAGAUCGUUGCAUUGUGGUCCGAUUUUUUUUUCGAAAUAGUCUAGCGACUUCUUUUAUGAAAAUUUCGGAAACAAUGCUGUGAUCUGGCGAUUAGACGGCGACCUCGAGUAUUGAGACGAGCUGCACGCGUCCUAGUCGAAAAGGUGACGGAGCAAAAAUAUCUAAAACUCUACGUACAACUACAAUCCACGUAAAGUUUGCUAUUGCAAACAUGCGCGAGAUGAACGAUUCGGCAAAGAAUGUGAGGACGAGAAUUGUUGUAACGAUAAGUAACGCAAAACGCAAUUUCCAUACGCUUACGCGCUAGACCUAGAGCUGUAGUCAAGAGGGAUUUGCAAUGGCCCUCGCACGCGAGACGCCGAGAAUAGAGUUAAGAUAUCGGGCGAAACAUUUUAUCACCGCACUUUCUCAGAAUGUAGUCGUUCAUUCAAAAC